UUGUUUUUAGGUGAACCCGAAGUACAAUGCGGAUCGGACUCCAUUUCACUACUAUUCCAUUCACGGAAUCCAUUUGGUGGCAAGGUCUUUGUAAAGGGAUUUGUUGCUGAUGGCGACUGCGUGAUGAUGGGCGAUAACAAGCAAGAUCAUCGGUUUACUGUAAAACAUGACGGCUGCGGUGUUCGUCGACAGAGGGAGGUCAGUGUUUCACGGAGUUCUCUUUCACUCGCUACUUCCCCUCCCUUCCUCCUUUUCCCUUAA
This is a messenger RNA of Cooperia oncophora, 261 nucleotides long. The record is from the annotation of a GenBank genome assembly. NCBI's taxonomy places the organism in Eukaryota, Metazoa, Nematoda, Chromadorea, Rhabditida, Trichostrongylidae.